Pneumocystis carinii B80 is the source of this 2135-nucleotide messenger RNA. RefSeq names its product A/G-specific adenine glycosylase. NCBI's taxonomy places the organism in Eukaryota, Fungi, Ascomycota, Pneumocystomycetes, Pneumocystales, Pneumocystaceae. The transcript has 3 exons. The record is from RefSeq and is a predicted model, not a curated record. The coding region runs from base 47 to 1408 and encodes 453 amino acids. Gene Ontology annotation, molecular function: 8-oxo-7,8-dihydroguanine DNA N-glycosylase activity; 4 iron, 4 sulfur cluster binding; oxidized purine DNA binding. Gene Ontology annotation, biological process: base-excision repair; mismatch repair. Gene Ontology annotation, cellular component: nucleus.
AAGAAAAUUUAAAUUAACGAUAUCAAAAAAUAAAGUGAUAUUUUCUAUGAUUGGCGCUCACAAAGCAUCAUCUCAUACGUUUGAAGAUGUAAAACAUAUAAGGAAAUCACUUUUAGCUUGGUACAGAUCAAAUGCUCGUAUACUUCCUUGGAGAAAACCUUAUGUUAACCCUCCAACUAUAUCUAUGUCUAGUAAAGAACGCACAAUUUCGCUUCAAAGAGCAUAUGAAGUCUUAGUAUCGGAAAUGAUGUUACAGCAAACACAGGUAGUAACUGUUGUUCCAUAUUUUGAACGCUGGAUGAAGAAAUUUCCUACAUGGGACGUCUUAGAAACAGCAGAUCUAGAAGAAGUUCAAAAUAUAUGGGCAGGAUUAGGAUAUUACGCACGAGCACGACGUAUGAAAGAGGCAGCAAUGUAUUUUAUGGAAUUGGAAAGACGAUCAGAAACAAUUCCAACAGAUGUUGCAACUUGGGUUAAAAAUGUUCCAGGUUGUGGUGAAUAUACAGCAGGAGCAGUUUUAUCAGUAGCAUGGAAUAUACGAUGUCCUAUAGUAGAUGGAAAUGUUAUACGUGUCUUAACACGUUUACGUGCAGUUGGAGCGGAUUGUCAUAAAGGUAUAGGCAAAAAAUGGGUUUGGGAUUCGGCGGAUCAAUUGGUAGAUAAUGAGUAUCCUGGAGACUUUAAUCAGGCACUAAUGGAACUUGGUGCAACGGUAUGUACACCUGUUAAUCCAAAUUGUGAUAUAUGUCCUUUAAAUAUGGAUUGUUUAGCUUUAAAAGAGGCAAAAAAUGUUUUAAAGAAAAACAUUAUUAAUAGUAAUAAUGAAGAACAUGAUUGUAAUUUAUGCCCUAUUGAAGAACUUGGACAGUUUAUUUCAAUAAAAACAUAUAUCAGCUCAAAAUAUCCAAGAAAAGCAAUAAAAAAAAAGACAAAACUUCAAGAAAAUAUAGUUUUUGUAUUUUUAAGAGAAAAAAAUAUGUUAAAAGAAUAUUAUUUAGAAAAAAGACCUCCCAAGGGUCUAUUAGCAGGACUUUGGGACUUUAAAACAUUGCCCAUUGAUAUAGAACAAAAAUAUGAAAUACAGGAUGCAGAAAACCAUGCAAAAACAAUAGUAUCUGGUGAUAUUAUUGGAGUAUGGAAAAAAGGUGAUACGUUACAUCAAUUCACGCACAUUAGACAAAUUUCAUAUGUUUAUCUUGUAGUGAUAGAUAUUAAUGCAGAGAUUCGUGGUAAAGGCACUUGGAUGACAGAAGAAAUUAUGAAAAACCAAAGUAUACCAGAAUUAACAUGGAAAAAUUUCAGACAAGCUGCAAAUAAUGAGAAAAAAAUCCCAAAUAAAACUAAGAAAACAAACAAGAGAUUAAAAGUCAAUGAUGGUAAAUGGAAACAAACAUCCCUCUCUUUUUAAAGUAAAUAUGCAAAUCUAAUAUAUUAUUUAUAUAUAACACGGGUUUUUUUGGCUUCGACUAUUCCAGUUAAUAUUUUGUAUAGCAACUUCCAUAGAUAUCUUAAUUUUUGAGAAUAUUGACUUGAUCAUUCCGAUUCGUUUAUAUUUGUCGCUUCGCAUAUAAUUUAUACUUGAUCCAGAUGAUAUAUAAUCUAUUCAUAAAAAUAUUAGGAAAAUAAAUUAUCAAAAAUAAAAAUAUAAAAACCAUUGGAUGUUAUAGGAAGAACAUUAUCUCCUGCUGGUAAAGAAACAAAUAAUGAAAAUGGUAUAAGCCAGAUACAAAUAGCAAAAAAUGAUGCGAUUUGACCAAGUGUAUAAUCCUUAGUAUCUUUCUUAUGUGUAUAUACAAAAGGAUAGGUUAAUAAUAAACUGAAAUACGAUCUAAAAUGCCAAAUCCAUAAUAAAUGGUUUAAAACUGUAAAAACUAUAGAAAUAAUAAUUUAAAAAAAAUAUUAUAAAUAAAAUAUAUACUUAUAGCCGUUAUAAAUUGAUAUGAAGAUACAGAAAUACAUGGAAAUGACCGUAGAUUUAUAAAAUAAAUAAUAUGUGAUAAAAUAGAAAAUAUUAUAGAAAAAAAUGGAAAUCCAUCAACAAUAAGAAGAAUUAAGUGCAGAAAAAUAACAAUCUAUAAUUAAUAAGACCUAUCUUUUCAAUUAUACCAUGAUUUCCUACAUAAAUUAGGCGUUUU